Messenger RNA from Physcomitrium patens, 2957 nucleotides. Its product is annotated as pentatricopeptide repeat-containing protein At3g20730. Gene Ontology annotation, cellular component: intracellular membrane-bounded organelle. Lineage: Eukaryota; Viridiplantae; Streptophyta; Bryopsida; Funariales; Funariaceae. The record is from RefSeq and is a predicted model, not a curated record. Gene Ontology annotation, biological process: RNA modification. Gene Ontology annotation, molecular function: protein binding; RNA binding.
UGCAAGUAUACGAUGAAAGUCGAAUACAGAAAAAUGCAGGACUCGCACUUACGAUGGAUCGAAGAUUGCUUGUACGAAACAGAAGAAAAUCAAGUGUAACCGACAUGCUAAUUUGCUUUGCAUGUGUUGCAUCAGGGAAAUCCAGUAGUCGUAAAUAUUGACUAUUUUUAGAACUCGUUGGCUUUCUUCGAAAAUUAUUGAGCGGGGUCCUUAAUGCAGUCAAUUUAAGGCAUGGCUUGGAUGAAUGUCGCAAGUAAGAUGAGACUGAUGUCUUGGAAUUAGGGCAGACAGAUUGGAGUCUACCGCGAAAUCCCUUUUGAGGGUAAGUUGAUCGCAAUCAAUUGUUGUAGGCGAUUUUGUUCGAAACGUUCUGUUGCCAGGUUCGAGAUCAUUGGACACCAGACAUGAGUAGUGAUGGCGGUCACGGCGAAGUGCCGAAUCUGCCAGCAUCUAUUGGGCUGGAAGUGUUUCUGGAGUCUUGGUUCCAGGAAUUAUGCUGUCUUGGGCUUGGGACGCCUCCAGCUUGGUGAGCUGCCCUCUAAGGCUAUGCGCGAGUGGGUGCCGCCAGCGGACGACCCAUUGCCGUCGUUUUCAUCGAAGAAAAGCGGUCAAGAAGGAGAUUAUAGAAAACCUUGGCGAAAGUUUUCUGCAGACCUACCGCGGCAGUCGGAUGUUAGAGCACAGAAGAGCAAUUUGAAGCAGCCAGAUUGGACUCUCAUACAAACAAAAGAAUCUCUACCGGUGGAGAGUGCAUCCACUCCAUCUUGGGUGAGUAAGAAAAUAGCAGCAGUGUCCGAAGCUCACACGUCACCAGCUGUUAUUAAUGCCCUAAACGAAGAUGAGAUUGAGACUGGAGAUUGUGACUUGCAGGAGUGGUUUGCCAUCAAAUCAAGGGAGUUCCAGACCAAGUUGUUAGAUGCAGACCCAUCUGAUGACAUGUUGAAUGGUCCUUAUGCUCUGAAAAAGCGGAGGAGAAGUCGUGCUGUAGUGGGCAGCGAUGAUGAUAUUAGGGACCUUUGCUUGAACGGUCAACCUAAGAACUCCCUUCAUAUUUUAGAGCAGCGAGGGAUCGAACCAAGCUCGUAUGCCUACGUUUGCUUGCUCAGGAGGUGUACUCACAUGAAGGACCUUGCGGAAGGGAAAUACGUCCACGCACACAUGGCUAAGAGUGACUUUGUACCCACAACCUUCGUGCUCAACGCUCUGGUGAACAUGUACAUGAAGUGCGGUAGUCUCGUAGAUGCUCGUCAAGUGUUCGACAGAAUGGUAGAGCGAGAUAUGUUCACAUACACUAUGAUGUUGACUGGAUACGCCAAGUUGGGGUAUCCCGAGGAUGCGUACAAAAUGUACGAGCAAAUGCAGAAGGAGCGCGUGCCAGUCGAUAGAAUUACCUUUACUACUAUCCUCAACGUAUGUUCAACGCUGCGUUCUCUGGAGAAAGGCAUGAAAGUGCAUCAGGACAUGGUAAGAGGAGGAAUUCGUCCAGAUAUAAUUUUGGGUAAUACGCUGAUCGACAUGUAUGCGAAGUGUGGCAACUUGAAGCAGGCGCACAGAGUGUUCAAGGAAAUGGAUAACCGGGAUAUUGUUACGUGGAAUAUCAUGGUCGGUGGAGCUGCCCGAAAUGGCUACUUUGAUGAGGCUUUUGAGUUCUUUAAGGCAAUGCUAGAUGAAGGCCAAAAGCCAGACAAGGUGACUUACAUAUCUAUUCUUAAUGCGUGUACAUCACUGGAGCAGGGGACGUUGCUACAUUCAGUAAUCAUGAAAGCAGGAUUUGAGCUCGACGUGCGAGUGGGGACGGCUCUAGUUAAUAUGUUCUCCAAAUGCGGAAGUGUUGUAGAUGCACUCAAGGUGUUUCAGAAGCUACCUCAGCGAAACGUGGUAUCUUGGACGUCAGUGAUUUCAGCUUAUGCCCAAGCUGGUGAACCGGAGAGGGCUUUGGAGUGUUAUGCGAAGAUGCUAAACGAGGGAAUGGUGGCUGACAAGCGUGCCUAUACAACUAUUUUGAACGUGUGUGCAAUGCUAGGAGAUAUAGAGAAAGGGAAGGCAGUGCAUGGUCAUAUAGUGCAAAGUGGGAUUGCAACGGACAUAAUCACGGAAAAUGGUCUGAUCGAUAUGUAUGUCAAAUGUGGGAGAUUAAAAGAUGCCUAUCGAUUAUUUCAAGACAUGAAUGUACGAGAUGUGGUGUCCUGGACCACUCUCAUCGAAGGAUGGGUUCAGCAUCGUCAAUAUCAGGAGGCUCUUGAUACCUUCAAUGACAUGCAACUAGAAGGGGUGAUGCCGAACACCGUAACAUUCCUUGGUGUUCUCAAGGCGUGUGCUGGUAUGGGAUCCCUUGUGGAUGGCAAACGCAUACACGCGAGAAUUGUUGAAGCUGGACUUGCUGAAAACGCACACAUUAGACACGCUCUUGCUGAUAUGUAUGCAAAGUGUGAUAGCUGCGGGAAUGCCUUUUAAGUGUCGGAUACUCCCUUGUAGCGGAUCUAUAGAAAAGUUUGAUCGCCUCACAUGCUUUACUUCCUACUGUUGCUUCUUGCUCUUGUGCAAGGACGUAAAACAAGGAUGCUUUUGGAUGAUUCCCUCAAAGCAUAUGCAUGAGUGGAGCUUAUUCGAGUCUGAGACACUGGAUGUCGAUGUAGUCAAAGAUACCGUUUCCAUAAACAGCUCCAGGCUUUGACAUUACUUGAAACACAUAUUGCUGACCAAGCAUCAGUUAAACUUUUGGCCCGGCAUUCUGGUGCGGCUCAAUGUGGACAAUAAUCGCUGACCAACUCAAGAAUGCAUUGGUGUCAAAACGAUUACAAGCGACAUCCUAAUUGCUGCUGGUAUUCCAGCCUGUCUCGUUACAGAAUUUAUACACCACCUGAUUUGGAGACGUGCACAUGCUUAUUUCAUGAGAUUUAAUACAAAAAGAGCCUUCAAUGUGGAGUGAAAAAUAAAUGAAAUGGUUUUGGAUAAAU